AUGACAGCCAAGAUGGACGUUGCCACGCUCGUGGCGCAGAUGAACGAGGCCCUCGCAUCGAUCCACGCGACGAUCGAGGGCCUGUCGACGUCCGCCGCCGAGAGCGACACGAAACUCGACGAGCUCGAGCAGAAGCGCGACAUGACGCUCGCCGAGCUCAAGGCCGCGUAUGAAAAGGAACAACAAGAGCUCGCGGCCGCACGCCAGAAGGAGCUGGACGACAUUGCCGAGCAGCGGCGCAGGGAAGACGAGGAGCGUGAAGCCCGCCGCCGCAGAGAGGACGAGGAGCUCGCGGCCCGCAAGGCCAAGGAGGACGAGGAGAAGAAGGGCACGUUCGACACCACGACCCGUAAUGUCGAGGACGAGAUGGACGACCUCAUGGACAGCAUCGAGGAGGAGACGGCCAAGAAGAUUGCCCAAGGCGAAGCCAAGCUGGCGGAGCUCGAAGAGAAGAGAAGAGAACUCAACCGCUUGAUCGAAGAGCAGAUGAAGGCAGCGGUGCCUCCCAUACCGACGCGGAAGCGUGCCAGAACGGUCCGGAACUCCAGCGCCGUCCCAUCCGCCGAACCGUCCCCUCUGCCACCGGCCGAGACCCUCGCCGAGCAUGCCGCAGGAAACAAAGGCGUAGAAGACCAAGACUCAAUACCAGGCGAGGGAACGGCGGAGGAGGGACUUGAAGGUGACGACUCCCGGCCACAUCCCGAAGAACCCGUGGCUGAAAAGAAUGUGGAGGAGGGCGCUAGUACCGAGGGGACACAGCCCGGCGAGGACUCCGGGGAGACGCCCCCGACCGAGACGGUGUCUCCCGAAGAGCCUGCCAAGGACGAGACGAGUCCCCGGGAGCCGGCUGUUGAGGCGGAUACACCGGCAGAGGCUUCCGAGCCCGAGGCCGAGGCCGAGUCGACGCCGGCGGAAGACACCAACCAGGAGACCGCCCCGGACGAUGUCGGCGACAGAUCCUCAGUCCUCAACACCGAAAACCACAAAGAGGAUGUCCCGGACGAGGCUGAAGAGAAAAUUGCCAAGGUUCCGGAUACUGCUCUUGCAGAAGAGAACAGUGUUUCUCAGUCCGAGACGCCCGAGACAACGUCCCGAGGCGCAACGGCCGAGGAGCCCGUCGCCGAAGAGCCACUCACCGAAGAGACACCUACUGGAGAGCCGGCACCUGAUGCAAUUCCUUCUGAAGACAUCUUGACCGCCGAGGAAGCUUCUGCUAUCGAAGAAACCCCUGCCCUUGAAGCGACUGCAGCUAGUGAGACGCCAGCUGGAGAAGCAACCGAAGAGGAAGCGCCCGCCACGGAGGACACUCCGGCAGAAGAGGCCCCAGAAGCAGAAGAGACCUCCAAGGAAGCCCCUUCUGACGAUGGAAUUCUCAAAGAAUCCCCCGAAUCUGUAGAAGCAUCGGUGUUGGAAAGAGGUGCGUCUGAUGAUGGCGGCAAGGAGGAUGUUCCGGUCGAAGAGAACGCAACUGCCCACGAGCCCGCCGAGACCGUCGAGGAGCCGGGAGAACAGCCUGCUGAAGAGACAACCGCGGUCGAGCCUUCUGAGGAGCAGAAUGCCGACCAGAGGAUUGAUGCUUCACCCGAACCGAGUCCUGUGAGCGAGGAUGAGAAUACCCCCAUGGUGGUUAGAGAACAGGCUACUGGGAAAGAUGCCGACGAGACUGUGGGAGAAGACUCUACGCCUGAGUUAUCAAUAAGGGCCGUAGCCGACGCUGAGCAGGUCGUAGGGGAGGCCCAGCCAGAGACCAACGACGAGCAAGCUGAAGCGCACUUGGGAGACGCCCACGACGUCCCCGAUAUCGUCUUUACGCCUGUUGCAGAGGAGUCAGGCGAGACGGCAUCUCCUCAAGAAGAGGCCCCUCUUCAAGACGAGGAUGACACUGCCGCGAGGUCUCCCGUCGCAGAUGAAUCCCCAGUAGAGGAUGGGGCCGCUUAUCAAGAACGCACUCAGCUCGAAGACGACACCGUGACUCUAGAGGCCUCUUCAGCUGAACCGACGGAACCUCUGGAAGAAGCCGAGAACAACGCUCUGAGGGAGACUGCCAAAGAGACCGAUGCUCUCGCCACCGAAGAUGCGGUGCUAGCGCAAGAAUACAACCAGCAGGAGGAGGCCGAAGCCUCACUCGAACAGCAAGCCCCCGAGGAUGUCACAGUUCAAGACGAGGUCUUUUCUUCCCAGGAUGCUGCCGCGGAAAAGGGUUCAGAGAACCCAGACGAGUCCCAGCUCGCGGAUGACACGCCUCAGGCGGAGACACCUAACGAGCCCGAAUCUCUAGCCGAAGAUACGGCGUUCGUACAGGAAGACAGCUCUCACGAUGAAGCUCCUGCUGCCGACGCCCAGGGCCCCGAGGAUAGCCCGCUCUCGGAAGAGACUCUUGCUCCCAAGACGCCUGUCGAUGAGGUCACACUUGAACAAGAGCCUUUGGAUGCGGAGGAGUCCCCAGCACAAGAUGAGAUCCCUGGUGAAGACGAAGUCGAGGUCAAGGAGGUCACGAACGCUCAAGAUACGUCAAAGGACGAGGACUCGACUGAAGCGGAAGCCGAGGACCCCGUCCAAGGCGAAGCGUCUAUCGAGGAGAAUACCGAAGUCACGGCAGCUGAUGGCUCAUAUAAGGAGGAAGCUGGCACAGAAAACGCCGUGGAGACGACUGCUUCCGAGACUAUCGACACGAGGGAAGUCGAGCUCGCCAAGGCAGAGUCUGUCUCCGAGAAACCUGAUCCAGAGGAUGACGAGGCCUCUCCAAACGAGGAUGUUCCUCCAGACUUGACGGCAGAAACUGACGAGGCCCAAGAAGAGGAAGAUGUUACCGAAGAAGCCUCUCAGGACGCUGCGGUGGACGGCCUCUCCAAGGAGAUCGUCGACCAAGAAAAGGCACCAUCAGACAGCGCGACGCAGGCCCAGCUAGACGCCCCAGAAGGCCAGGUGGAAGUCAAUGAACCGGCCCAGACUGCCCAAGAGGAGGGAGAGGCUGUCCGGUACCAGGAAGACGGGGAUCAGACUGACGACGCCGAUGGUUCUGCACUUCCUGACAGCCAAGAUGAGGUCAAGCAGAUGCAGCUGCCUCGGUCAGAGGACAACGAAGACCAGGAAAACCAGAGCCUGUCUGAGCCAGCAGGGCACCAACCGGAAGAGAAAAGCCCCUCAGAAGAACAUGUGAAGCAUCCUCCCUCGGCCAUGACGCCGCUGUUUGAGACAGAGGAGCAAGACGCCGAGACCUCCGCCACAGCCCCUUUCCACGAUGAGGCCGCGAGCCCGCUUACACAAGUCCACGAAGAAGACUUCAACGAGUUCAGAAAGGACCAAGAUGGGGUUACCAACUCGAUUGUAAACGAAGAGACUAUCAAGACUGAGGUCGACGACGCUCAAGAAUAUGAGUUCAAGAUGUCGGCGGAUGAAGAUGACAUUAACGACAGGAGCCACGUCGAUGAGUACCACCAACACGACGAUCAUGGUGCCGCGCUCAAAGAGUCCCCAAGUCGCGAAGUGGACGUCACAUUGGAUCCCACGCAACCCGAGUCCCACCACGCCGAGGUCGGAGUCGUAGCCUCGUAUCACCAGGACGCGAGCUUCGACGAUGCUGAUCGUUUGAGCGAGCCCGACAUCGACACCUCCGCCAUCACCGAAAUCACCGAGCCUGAUGCGCCAUCUGUCGAUGAAAGCUCCGGUGAAGCCUCAAUCGUCGAAGCGUACUUCCAUCCCGAGUCUGUGAGCCGCGAUAUCUCUGCAGACCCGGAUGCCACGCUCGACAGCUCCUACAUGGCCGAGCCCCUGAGCAUGGCGGCAGACCAGAGCUAUGAGCUGGACCAGCAUCACGACAGCUUCUUACCGAAUUCCAGUGUCCAUGACCAUCAUGAGGACAGCGAACAUUUUGCAUCAAGACAAGUCCUUUUCGAUGAAGAAGAAGGCAACGGGUCUUCUCCUGCUCGGAGCGUCGAGGCAGAUAGCGAUGUGGAUGAGCCGUCCGAGGACUCAUACAACCCCUUUGCCAGAGCCAGAGCCACGAGUUUCGAGCAGCCGGCAUACCAGCCGUCAGACAAUAUCCCGUACAACCCGUUCGCACUACAGACGGUCAUCGAGGAAGAGACGCCCCAAGAAUCGCACAACCCUUUCGCCAGGAGGGGAACCGUUGACGUCGACGACGAGGUGUCGGAAGCCUCUUACAACCCCUUUACUCGCAACACCACGACCAGCGCCGCCGCCGACAACUUCUUACGCUCGGCCAGCGCCCUCGGCCACAGCCAGCCGUCUUCCCCCGAGCAGACCUUCGCCCGGUCCGCCAGCGCGCAAGGACGUCGUCGUGACAGCGUCAGCUCCAACAACCCGUUCGCCAGGAGCAUGAAGCCCGACGACCAGAAGAACCUCUGGUCAACGACGGCGGCCAGUACCCGUGGACAGCAUGAGGCGGCAACGCACUCGUCCAACAACCCCUUUGCCCGGAACGCCUCGGCACAGGGCUACUACGAGCCGGACGACGCCGACACCGAGAGCGAAACCGACGACGAGGAGGCGCUCGCGGCGGCCGAGGCAACGUACAAGAACCUGUUCCCCGCCGGCCACGGCUCCCCGAACGCCAACAACGGUUUCGUGUCGGCGGCUCCGGGCAUCGAGCGUCGGCAGCCCACGCCGCAGGUCCCGGACUCGAUGUACAACAACCCCUUCGCUUCGAGAAGAGGCGACGACGUCGACGAGGCGAGGUUCCACCGGGGUCUCUCGUCGUCCCCGGCAGGCGGGCAUGACUACUACACGUACUCGGACGCGGAUGCCGAAGGACUCGACGGAGAAACUAGCCCGGUCGCUCACCACUUCGUCCAGGAGAGCAGCCCGAUCUCGGCCAGGCACCUCGCCCCGACGAACCUCGAGAGCAUCCAGGAGCGCUACAACAGCGAGCUGGAGGAUAUGGACUCGGAAUCGGAGGGGCCGGAGAGCCUCGCGACCUCGCAGCAGCUGCCGGGCCGCCCGCAGAGCCGCGGUGUCGUGCCCGCCAUGCCGAGCAUCGCCGAGCGGUCUCACCGGGACUUUGACGGGUCCGACGAGGAGGGGGGGGACUGGGAUCCUCAAGCGCACGCUCCUCGGACCAGCAGCCAGAUCGAUGCGUCGUUGGCAUCCUCCGAGUACAGACCUCCCCCUCCUCCUACCCGUCCCUCGCGUGUCCCGAACUCCCAAGACGUCUACUCCCAAGACAUCUACUCCCAAGAAGAGGCGGGAGACUCAUCCGAGGACGAUGGAGACAUCUUCCGCUCGAACCCUGCCCCAUCAGCUCACCCAAGUACAUUCUCACCAUCGCAGUACAACGCAGCACCUCACCACGAACAGCAGCAAGCGGAAGACUCGUUGGAGGAGGAAACAGAUGGAUGGGACGAUGCCUUGACGGCAGUACAGCCAAACCCUCGCCCGACCGCACAGCUGGAAGCCACUGAAGUCCCCCAUCCGCCUCCUCCACGCGCCGCCCCCGGUUCUCAGGGUUUCCAUCAUCAUCAUCAUCAUCAAGAGCAGCCGGACUCAAGUGAGGACGACGAAGCCCCCCAUAGCCAAAACAUUGCUCGGCCUGGUCAGUUCCCCUUUUCAUCAUCAGUAUCAUCGUCUCAGUUCAGGGCCGCUUCGCCCCCGACCCAGCCUCUGGGAUACGCAAUCUCUCAGGUACAGGAUAGACAGGAUUUCGAGGGUGGCUCAGAGGGCGGGGAGGAUGCGUGGGACUCGAACGCCACUCGGCCCGGUCAGAUUCCAACUCUAUCGACGUCGCAGUACAGAGAGACUCCUCCUCCUCCGCCGCCUCCGCCUCGGCGUCUACGCGCACCCAGCGCACAGGACCGCCACCAUCAAGAUCCCCGGGACUCCGACAGCGGUGACGAGAACGAGGAGGCAUGGGAAGCUAAUACUUAUGGUCAGACAACGGACAUGAUGGGAGCAAGCAGCCUGAUGGGGAACAACCGGAUGGAGGUCGACACAGGAAUCUCAUCGACGCCCCCGGGAUCGGAUCCGAUGAUUGCCUCCAGCCCGCCGCCGAUGCCGCCGCCGCCAUCGUCCUCAGCAAACCCAAUGAUGCCCGACAGCCCGGUGUUACCUCCAGACAUCCCGGCGAGGUCAGCAUUCAGGGAGUCGGCACUGGCAACAAGCAGUCAGGGCCUACAAAGUCGCCCAAGAGAAGAAGACGGGGGAGAAAGCGAUGAUUCCUGGGAGAACAUCGGGCAGCGCGGCGAGGCAAACGCCGUCGGCAUCGACGACAGCAACAACAUCAACGACGACAACGACAACACGACGGCAGGCCAGACAUCAUCCAACGCGGCCGCGCCUCAGCUGCGCGUCGACAGCUACGAGCAACGAUGGCCCAACGGGAGCAACGACCAGAUCUCCACGGCGUCGACGAUGCUCCAGCCGUCGGGACCGGGAGACUUCACCGACACCGAGUCUCAGGGGUACGUGACCCCGUUGCCGUCGGCAGGGUUCAGCGCGUCAUCGCAGUACACGCAAGCCGCCACGGACUCGCCGCGACACCCGGACUCGGGCGGCAUGAAGGACGUCUACGAUCAGAGCUACAACCGGGGUGCCGCGAGCUCGCCGUACGACCAAGACAUAUCGACGGUAUCGUACGGCCAUGCGUCGUCACUGGCAGAAGAGCUUGCCCGGGACGACGACGAAGACGACAACGACGACUCGGAGUAUGACAGCGAGUACGAUCACACUCAAGCACCUGCGUUCCUCACUCAGAUCGGCACGGCUCAGCAACAACACGAGCAGCAACAGCUUCAACAGCAACUCGAAUCCAACGAGCCAGUCCUGGAGCAGGUCGUCGACUCGUUCCAUAGCGACGACGACGAUGACGAUGACGAGGGACCAAAGACGGCCGUCAUCUCGACGGAUGGACAACCCCUGCAGUAUGCCUCGGCCCGGUUCGGUGCCACUUCCUGGCGGGACGAGCUCCGGUCUCCCACUCUGUUCGGGGCCACGAGACACAGCCGCUCGGGGUCCCUGAGAGAAGAGUUCCAGAGGUCUCUUCAUCAGGAUGCCGAGGCCAGCCACCCCUCGCCCCUUCAGUCUGCGUAUCAGCUUCAGGCCCAGCCCCAGCCCGAAGAGCAGAGGCAAGACUCGGACGAGGAACAGCCAUCUCAGGUUUAUCACCAAGAGCCCUUCGGUCAACAAGCGGUUCAGACGCAUGGACAAGAGACGUCGUUUGGUCAACAACCGUCGUCUCAGGUCCAAAGCCAUCAAGCCCCCGAGCCCGAGGUGCAAGUGACCGAGGUCGAGGCAGAGGAGGAACACGAGCAGACAACUCCUCAGUUGGCACCCCAAAGUGAGCAUGCGCCUGACAUCAGCCCCCUCGCUUUGCAACAGGAGUCCCCGGCGACGCCGUCUCCCUCCCGCGGCCUCGCCUUCAGCAGGCACAAUCCUGACCGACCGCAGACGCCGCCGGCACAACCCGCCCCGGAGGAGGAGGAGGAGGCCAUUGACCCCGAGUUGAUGAUCCCACGGGACGUGACCAACGUCCCGUGGCACGCCCGGACGGACUCGGUGCCGCACUCGAUGCGCAGCCAGAGCACCAUCGACUCCAUCGCCUCGUCGCCGGUGCACUCGGCCCUGCACGCCGACAAGCACGAGCCCGUCAUCCGGGACUCGUGGCCGGCGUCCGUCCAGCACCUGACGAGGCCGCGCAACGACUCGGCCCUGAGUACGGACCGGGACCGGGACGACUACGACCCCUUCCGGUUCGAAGGCGCCGCCACCGCGAAGCAGCUUGUGGGAGCCGGAGCCGGAGCCAUGCGCGCGCCCUCGGGCUCCAUCGGCUCCAGCUCCGACAGCCCGCCGCGGAACACGGCGUCGAACGGGUCCCCCGGCAGCCUCAUCAGCAGGAUGCGCGGCAUCUUCGAGAACGCCGCCCAGGCCAAGCAGGAGCCGCCGACGAGCCCGGUCCGGUCGCGGCCUGUGUCGGGUGUCUUUCACUCGGUCCGGCGCGGCAGCACCAAACCCGGGGCGCCCAGCGGAGACGACGCAUUGUCAAUGUCAACCCUGGAUGCGGAAAAAGGAUCCCCGAGUGAGAGAGAGAGAGAGAGAGAGGGAAAUUCCAGUAGCUCAGCUCAAGCCUUGUGCCGAGAAUGGGUUGGGACCGGCGAAGCCUUCUUCCACGACACACCCGCCUUGCCAGACUGUGAAUCACCGAUUCCUCUCCUCUACUCUACUCCACUCCAUCUCACCCCCCCCGGGCCGCCGUUAGGAAAGAUGUCCACCCCCCAGAACGACGCUCUCCAGCCGUCCGGCUCGGGCCGGAGCUUCAAGCGAGCCGCCGUGGCGUGCAAAGCGUGCAACCUUCGCAAGGUGAGGUGCACCGUCACCCUGUCCGGACCCCCGUGCGCCAACUGCACCAUCGACGGCAUCACAUGUGUAGUCUUGAGCCGGAAGAGACGCCGCAACUCGGAUCAGCUUCCCACUCCCGUGUCGGGAGACCAACCCGCCGGGGAGGACUCGGCCAUCACCGCGCAGAGGGGCGAGCCUCGGCCUCGGCGGCGUCUACUCGGGCCACAACAACAGGGUCUGGGUCUCUUCACUCCCGCACUGGACGACGAAAAAGAGGUCGAGUCCCAAACCGACCGCGUCACGUCUGCGCCGCCUGAGGGAAGUCAGCGAAGCCCCCACCCCAACAGUGGCGGGCCGAGGUCCUGGACGCCCGAACGGCCGGCCGAGACAAGCCCGCCAACGGUUGAGAGGCCGCCUGCGCAGCAGUCAAGCCGGCCUUACGAUGCCGUGAGAUCUCUGCUUCAGACGACCAACCCGCGGCCGCCGGAGCCCUCCGAAUCGGGCGAGGAUAGCUCCGCGUAUGCCAAAACCCUGGCAGGUGGUGGUGGUGGUGGUGGUGGUGGUGAGAAGACCCGCGAGGACAACUGCGUCCCCUUCUAUCCAGGAGACCAACGCGGGCCCGCGUUCCUGAUCGACAUCUGCGAGCCCAACAGGCCCUCGGCGGACAACCACUUCAUGGUGCCCAUGCCGUCCAUCAAGGCGCUCUCGCCGGAGGACGUCAACUACCUGAGGGCCAAGGGCGCCUUCACGCUCCCGCCGGUCCGCGUCCGUGACGCCAUGAUCCGGUGCUACUUCCACUACGUGCAUCCGUUCGCGCCGAUCCUGGACGCCGGGGAGUUCAUCACCGAGUACGAGCGGGGGCGGAAGAGCCUUCUGCUGCUGUGGAGCAUGUUCAUCGCGGCGGCGAGCGUGGGUUGUCCCCGAUGUUUGCGCGCCUGCGUCCUGCGUAACAGUGCUGACCCGGCCCGCCAGUUCGUCGACGACAGCUUGUUGACUGCGGAUUUCUUCCCGUCCAAGAGGGCGCUGAAGAGGGCCAUGUAUCAAAGAGCAAAGGUGGCUCUAUAUGACGCAGACUACGAAAAAGACAAGGUGACGUUAAUCCAGUCCGUCUUCUUGAUGGGACACUGGUACACCAGCACAGACGACAGGGCCGGGCCGUGGCACUGGAACGGCAUCGCCAUCAGCCUCUCCCACACCAUCGGCCUCCAUCGUCUGCAGGUGCCCGCUAGUGGACAACAGGCCUCGCAAGGGAUCAAGCCUCUGUGGCGACGUCUCUGGUGGUCGCUGUACACCCGUGAGGUGUGGCUGUCCCUGGGCCUGGGCAGGCCGAUGAGAAUCGCCUUUGACGACUUCGACACGCCCAUGCCCGCUGCCUGCGACGCCGAUGUCAUCCCCUCCGAGGUCAGAUGGGACCUCGGGAGAAAAUACCUCCCCGAAGACCUCUGCUUCUUGUUCGAUCUCUGGGUUUCCUUUGUCGGGCUGUCGACCGCCCUCAGCCACGUCCUGUCGACCAACUACCGGGCCAAGGGGGUGAAGCCGUCCAAGGCCGACAUCGAGCACGGUGAGAGCAAGAUCCGAGCCUAUCAGUAUGCGAUACCCGAGUCUGCGAGCCAAGGGCAGGUCGUUGCCUCUCAUGUACACCAGUUCAAGCUCUAUUUCGACGCUGACCAAGACCCGAGGACUUCCAUCAUCGUUCUUUUCCGGCCCUUCAUCCUCGACACCCCGAGAGAGGUCCCGGCCUCGGACCAGGAAAGCUGGAGGGCGUUUGCCUGCCAGAAGACGAGGACGGCCGCGUCCAACGCGAGUGCCGCGAUGAACUCCAUGAUGGCCGAGGACCUCAUCCGCUUCUGUCACACCCUCACAGUCAUUGCCGUCGUGCCCCCAAUGCAAAUCCACCUCUUCGAAUCAACAUCGCCGAAGCCGAUGGCCCGCCAGCGAGGCAGACACAACCUCGCCCUCUUCAUGCUCGCCCUAGACGAGCUGCGAACGGCCUACAUCUCGGCAGAGGCGGCCUACACCCUUUUCGAGGCGGCCAUCAGCAAGAUCGAGAUGACGCCGGCGGAUGAGCAGCAGCAGCAGCAACAACAGCCGCUACAGGCGUCCCCGACGGCCCGGAGUCCGGACAACGGUGUCUGCGGGAGCUUGCCCGACGGCUGCGGCAUGGGCUUCGCGGGUCUCUUCGCGGAGAUGUGGACGCCGCUGCCGAUCGCGGGUGCGGACGAUGCGUCGCUGUCUGGAACCCACACCGACUCGUGGUUGGACAUUGAGGCAAUGGACAGGCUUUGGACUUUUGAUGAUCCCAACAUGUCAUGA
Molecule: messenger RNA, 10602 nt
Organism: Colletotrichum higginsianum IMI 349063
Lineage: Eukaryota; Fungi; Ascomycota; Sordariomycetes; Glomerellales; Glomerellaceae
Product: Cutinase transcription factor 1 beta
Exons: 9
Coding region: 1-10602 (3533 amino acids)
Biological process (GO): regulation of DNA-templated transcription; DNA-templated transcription
Molecular function (GO): DNA-binding transcription factor activity, RNA polymerase II-specific; zinc ion binding; DNA binding
Source: RefSeq, a predicted model, not a curated record